Molecule: messenger RNA, 4447 nt
Organism: Dromaius novaehollandiae (emu)
Lineage: Eukaryota; Metazoa; Chordata; Aves; Casuariiformes; Dromaiidae
Gene: RIGI
Product: RNA sensor RIG-I
Exons: 18
Coding region: 228-3020 (930 amino acids)
Biological process (GO): cytoplasmic pattern recognition receptor signaling pathway; antiviral innate immune response
Cellular component (GO): cytoplasm
Molecular function (GO): ATP binding; double-stranded RNA binding; zinc ion binding
Source: RefSeq, a predicted model, not a curated record
GGCACCUCUCCCUCUCCCUCUCCCUCUCCCUCUCCCGCUCCCGCUCCCUCUCCCUCUCCCCCUCUCCGCGGAGCAGGGGCGGUUUCGCUUUCCUUUUCUCCCGCCGGCCCCAAGUUUCGUUUCCCCCGCGCUCGCCCGGCCCAGCCCGGCCCGGGGCGGGGGGCUGCGGCGUCCCGGCCCCGUGAGGAGACGAGCGGAGCGCUGCGGGCCUGCUGCUCUGCGCGGCCAUGACGGCGGAGGAGAAGCGGGGCCUGCAGUGCUACCGGCGGCUCAUCGAGAGCACCCUGAACCCCGUGUACAUCCUGGGCAACAUGACGGACUGGCUGGCGGAUGUGGUCAGAGAGAGGAUUCAGAAGGAGGAGGAGAAGGGGGUGACGGCGGCCGCCGCGCUGUUCCUCGACGUCAUCCUGCAGCUCGAGGCCCGGGGCUGGUUCAGGGGCUUCCUCAACGCGCUGGUGGCGGCAGGUUACACUGGGCUGGCAGAAGCAAUUGAAAACUGGGACUUCAGAAAACUGGAAAAACUGGAGUUACACAGACAGCUGCUGAAGCGGAUAGAAGCCACAAUGAUAGAAAUUGAUCCAGUAGUGCUGAUCCCCUACAUAAACACAUGCCUGAUAGACAGGGAGUGUGAGGAGAUUCUGCAGAUUAGCGAACACAGGAGCAAACCAGCAGGCAUAACUAAACUCAUUGAAUGUCUCUGUCGAUCAGAUAAGGAAAACUGGCCCAAAAGCCUGCAGCUAGCACUAGAUAAUACAGGAUAUUACCGUGCAAGUGAACUAUGGGAUAUGACAGAAGAUAAUGGCAAAGAUACUGAUAGUGAAAUGAUGGAGACUUCUGAGGACAGCUUUGAAACUAGUAUAACGUAUUCUGAAGAAGGAGAAUGUGAUAAUAAUCUCAGUGAAAAUCUCUGUUCAGCUGCAGAAGUGAUUGAGCAGUCUCCACCUAUUUAUGAACCAAAGAAGCCUCGAAGUUAUCAAAUUGAGCUUGCACAGCCUGCUAUCAAUGGGAAAAAUACAAUAAUAUGUGCCCCCACUGGCUCUGGGAAAACCUUUGUGGCGCUUCUGAUUUGUGAACACCAUCUCCAAAACAUGCCUGUGGGACGAAAGGGAAAGGUUGUCUUUCUAGCAACUAAAGUCCCAGUGUAUGAGCAACAAAAAACUGUUUUCAAGCACCAUUUUGAAAGAAGUAGAUACUCCGUUGAAGGAAUUAGUGGUGAAACCGUUGCACGUGUCUCUGUAGCAAAGGUUAUACAGGACAGUGACAUCAUCAUACUGACCCCCCAGAUCCUCGUGAAUAGCUUUCAGGACGGGACCCUUAGCUCUCUCUCUGUUUUCACUCUGAUGAUAUUUGAUGAGUGCCACAACACCACGGGCAACCACCCUUACAACGUGUUAAUGACUAAAUAUCUGGAACAAAAAUUUGACUCCUCUGCACAUCAGCUGCCUCAGAUUAUAGGUUUAACUGCCUCCAUUGGAGUCGGUAGCGCCAAAAACACCGAAGAGGUGAUAGAGCAUAUCUGUACGCUGUGCUCCUACCUGGACAUACAGACCAUAUCCACUGUCAGAGAGAACGUAGAGGAUCUGCAGAGCAUCGUAUACAAGCCUGAAAUAGAUGUCAGACAGGUUAAAAUGCGACUUCAAAAUCGUUUUGUGGACAUUAUCUCAAAUUUGAUGGCUGAGACAGAGGCACUGAUGAGAACGAUUUACUCAGUGGACACUGUCUCCCAGGUUGCUUGGAAUAAUUUUGGAACACAGAAAUAUGAACACUGGAUAGUUAAAACUCAGAAGAAAUGCAAACUGUUGCAACUAGCUGAUAAGGAGGAGGAGAGCAGGAUUUGUAGAGCCCUUUUCAUUUGUACUGAACACCUGAGGAAAUUCAAUGAUGCCCUCAUCAUCUGUGAAGAUGCCCGCAUCCAAGAUGCUUUAGCCUACCUAACAGAAUUUUUCACAAAUGUUAAAAAUGGACCAUUCACAGAGCUAGAGCAGUGCCUGACAGCCAAAUUUCAAGAUAAAGAAGAGGAGCUGAUUGCCCUUUCAAAAGAUGAAUCAAACGAGAAUCCUAAACUGGAAGAGCUUGCCAGCAUCUUGGAUGACACAUACCGCUAUAACCCAGAGACCCGCACUCUUCUCUUUGCUAAGACAAGAGCCUUAGUAGCUGCUUUGAAGAAGUGGGUAGAAGAAAAUCCUCUACUUAAUAGCUACAUAAAGCCAGAUGUUUUGAUGGGGCGUGGAAGAAACAAUCAGAAAACAGGUAUGACCCUCCCAAGCCAGAAGGGUGUAUUGGAUGCUUUCAAAACCAAUAAGGACAGCAAGCUGCUAAUUGCUACAUCUGUUGCUGAUGAGGGCAUUGAUAUUGCCCAGUGCAACCUUGUUGUGCUCUAUGAAUACUACGGCAAUGUCAUCAAAAUGAUCCAAGUCAGAGGUCGUGGAAGGGCAAGAGACAGCAAGUGCAUCCUUGUGACAAACAAAAGAGAAGUCGUUGAGUAUGAGAAAUACAACCGUUACAAGGAAGAAAUGAUGAAUGAAGCUAUUGGAAAGCUCCAGACAUGGGAUGAGGCAACAUUUGCAAGAAAGAUAUAUAACCUGCAAAUGAAGGAAAAGGUAUUACGAGAUUCCAAGAAGAAAGAUACAAGACCAAAGGUAAUGGAAGGCAAAAAAAAUCUCCUGUGUGGAAAAUGCAAAUCAUAUGCUUGCAAUACAGACGACAUCAGAGUUAUAAAGGAAUCUCAUCACACUGUUCUUACCGAAGCAUUCAAGGAGCGUUACAUAACAAAGCUUCAUGAGAAACCAGUCCAGUUUGAUGAUUUUAUGAAAAAAAGCAAGAUGUAUUGCAAGAAUACUAAUUGCCAGCAUGACUGGGGAAUCAUAGUGAAGUACAAGACGUUUGAUAACCUACCAGUGAUCAAAAUCAAAAGCUUUGUAGUGGAGGAUGUUGCAACCGGGACUCAAAUGGAUUUUCAGAAAUGGAGAAAUGUUAAUUAUUCUUUCAAAAUUUUUGAUGUUGAAGAAAUGUCCAGCUGAACUCAGCAUUUUAGUGCAUGUAUCACCUUCCUGCACUAAGCUUAAAGAGUGGAUGGUCUCCCAUUUCCUAGCUUAAAAAAUACUUCUUCUGUAUCCGAACAUGUUAGGUCCCCCCAUCAGCAUCUCAUUAGAUUAAACAGCAAUUUUUUUUUUUGGCCAUACUAGCCUUAUCUCAUGAAAUGAUGUCCUAGAUAUAAUCCUUGCUGUUAUGAAAUAUUCACUUGGAGCCUGGAAUAAAUGAAAUCAAACUGUAUGACUAAAACAUCUUUUAGGCAACAGACCACAGCUCCAGGUAUUUGUGUGUGCAUUUUAACUGAUUUAGCAAUAUCUAGUAGUUGUAUUAUAUCUCUAUGCAGAUAACAUGGUUUAUGUAAAUUAACACAAAGCACUACUUCAGCUACUUAUAAAACUUAUUUUAAAAUACUUUCAAUGCUCUAGAAAAAUUAGAGGGACUGUCCAAUUCCUUUUCCGUAAGGAAAAGAUUGCAUCUUUUAAGUCCAUUUUUAACAGGGAAUUCUGCUGCAGCAGUCUGGAAAAGCAGAAGAAGGGUUUUGUAUAUUCUACUUGGAGCAGGUUUCUUCUGGAUUAAAAUAGUAAGACUGUUUUCUUCUAUCAUUAUGUGCUUAUCAAUUUGCUACUGCUAAAGCUGCAGAAUGGAUUACCUUUCUAUGUGUUGCUUAACUUCACAAGCCCCAAGGGGGACAAAGCGCUGUCUUGUAAGAUGGGUGAAAGCCUAGUUUAGAUGGUGAUUAGCAGUUACCCUUAUGUUUUGUCUCAGAAGUUGAUGGUAUUUGAAAUUUCUCAGGAUGUUCGCAUCAAUUCUAUAGUCCCCCGUCAGAGAAGAUCUAGAAUUGGAAUUGAGCCUAAGCAUUAGUUUGCUUACAUCUUCUCCCCACCAGAGCCCAGGCUGACAUUGCUACAGCUGUGAUUACGAAACAUGAAGCUUUGAAAUAUCUAUCUUCAUAGAACUCAGUCUUCAAUGUUUCUGGGACCAAGAUGAAGGGGAAUUUUCUGUCUACUUAAAACAUUUGAUAGCACUGUCAGAUAUGUACGUAGACUUAUGUAUCUUAAAGAAAGGUAACUUUUUCUGUAAAAGCUCUCUAUACUAUACAGAAAUCCCACAUUUCAGUCCUACGGUGACUCAUUCUGUGCUUGGCUCCUACUUAGUAAGUUCAUUGUUCUCAUAGUUGCUUCCAAAAAGAAAACACAAAAUAAUGGAUAAAAAUGAUUUAUGGUUGGAUAAUGCCUCUUCCUCGCCUCCAAAAAAUGUCAGGAACAAAGAUUUUGGAAAAAGCUGGUUUAGAAAUUUCAAAUACCAGAUAUAUGGAGAGUCAUAGUCUUUUCUGUAUGUUAAGGCAUGCAUCAGUUUGCUGUGUGAAAGGGCCAUCAACUUUUGGACUCUUGCAAUAAAAAAUAAUCAGUGUUGA